Striga asiatica is the source of this 8539-nucleotide messenger RNA. The record is from the annotation of a GenBank genome assembly. NCBI's taxonomy places the organism in Eukaryota, Viridiplantae, Streptophyta, Magnoliopsida, Lamiales, Orobanchaceae.
AUGCGGGUCGUGGUUUCAUCUUUGGAGCGAGUGCCUGGUUCGUUGAUUGGGGAGGGUCGGAACCAAGCGCAGAGCUUGCCUCGGAGCUUCGGAGCCUUAGCCUCGAACCCUAGAACAAAACUCCUCCGUAUUUGGAGAUCGAUGCUCAUCAGCAGUUAUCGGCAGUCACAGAAAUCCCAUUUAACGAUGGGAUUGGGGUUUUUGGAGAAGGUAUGCCAGUGGUCUGUUUGCUUAUGGGUGUCGUCAGGGGAGGCAUCUUUAAUUGUGAAACGGCAGUCCCAGUUUGGGGCGAACUUAGAGUUUCGCCUAAGUUUAUCACCUGAAGUUGGGUCUCAACCAUCUAUGCCUGGGAACGAAUUUGGAGAUAGGGUUCACAAUUUCUUUGCGCAAGACAAUUCUUCGCAAAGGCAGCAUCAAUCACGUGUUCUGGAAGGUAACUGGCCUGUGCUAAACAGUGAUUAUUGGGUUGGCAGCCAGAGGCAGAUUGAUGUGCCUAACCCCAGCAGUAAAGAUUACCUAUCGCAAAAUUCUGAAUUUGAUAGAGGACCGGCCAGCUAUCCUGUACAUGUGCCUCAUGGCUUGAACUUUUCCCAAUCAAAUCUGAGACCUGAUACUUCUAAAGCUCAGUACGGCGACCAGCAGUAUUCAAAUGGGGUUGUGUAUGGAAAUCAGUUUCACCAGAAUAGGCAGAAUGAAGGCAACUUUCUGGCAGUGGAUAUGGCCUCUAAUCAGCAUCUACUCUCUGGGAGAGGCUUAUCUUUCGCGGAAACACAACAAGGAAGCGGCCAUGAACAAGAAAAAACUUCAGACAGAUCAGAUACCUCUAUGGCCCAUGUAAGUCUUGAUCUAUUUGGCGGUCAGCAGCAGAUGAACCAUGAGCAAGCAAGCAUGUUGCAGGCAUUACAUCGUCAACAAACUGGCCUUAAUGACAUGCAGCAAAUGCAGCAACAAAUCAUGAUGAGGAAAAUGCAAGAGUUUCAAAUGCAGCAGCAACUGAAGCAGCUUGGUUUAAGGCCUCAAGAUCUUGUCAAUCAGGUUCCAACCUUUACCAAACCGACAUCUGGCAGCCAGCCCAAUAUGGUUAAUGACAGUUCCAAUUCUGAUGCUUUACAGUAUCCAUGGACAGCUGAUUCUGGUACAAGUUGGCUGAAUGGUCCUUCAGCCAUGAAAGGGUCCCCCGUUGGAUUUGUUUUUCCACAAAACAUGGCCCCAACACAACGUUUAAUGGAUUUUGUGCCUCAACAGGAUGAUCAGUCUCUUUAUGGAGUUCCUGUUUCCAGUUCAAAGGGAUUGGCAGCAAACCAAUAUCCUCAGAUGGUGUCAAGUAGAUCUUCUAUGCCACAAGUGGAAGCCAUUAGCAAUUCUCUUCAUGGUCGUCACCAUAAUUUUUUAUCUGAUCAAAUUGGUGUGCAGGAAUCGAAUCCCAUUUCUCGACCGAAAGUUCAAAUUGAAAAUAUUGGACAUGCUUCAAGCCAAUCAUUAAAUACUGGGAUUGCUGAUAGGGGACUCCAAAUGCCAAAAAAUGAACCACAGCAGCGCUUUGCUGGAAGGAAGGAGCCACCUGCUCAGUUAGAGACCUCAAAUGAAAAAUCUACCCAGCAAUUUUCUUCAUCUCCGCGUGAAGCUGCCCUAGAUCCUACCGAAGAGAAGAUUUUGUAUGGUUCGGAUGAUAAUAUAUGGGCUGCCUUCGGGAAGAGCCCUAAUCUGAGUGGAGACACUACAGGCAAUUUAUUUGAUAAUGGUGGGCUAUCAAAUGGAUUUCCGUCCAUUCAAAGUGGUAGCUGGAGUGCUCUCAUGCAGUCUGCAGUUGCAGAAACUUCUAGCAGCGAUGUAGGCCUGCAAGAGGAGUGGAGCGGUUUGAACUUUCACAGUAAUGAUGGUGCUUCCGCAAAUCAGCCCGCUUUGGUGCACAAUGAUUAUGUGAAGAAAGCAUCUUUGCCUGAAGAGGAUAAGCGAAUCCCUCCAACACUAAAUUCUGGAUCAGUUCGUUCUUCUGAAGAUAUAAACAGUGGUAAUGCAUUGGGAUCGAAUCAAAUUGCACACAAGUUUCAACAGGAAUCAGGCAUAAGAGUGUCGACUGAUGCAUCUCAAAGAUAUAUGCAGUCCUUGGAUGAAUCUAGCAAGUGGUCUAAUCGCAACACCCAACAAAAAUUAGUUGCUGAAGGGAGCCAAAUAUAUGAAAAUGCCUCACCACAUUCACUGGAUGCGGAGAGGACUAACGAAAAAGUAUCUGCUACUUGGUUUCCCCGGCAGGCUGGAACUUUUUUUGAACGAAAUGGUUGGAAUGCUCAGGCAGCUGUACCACGUGGGGGAGAUGGAGUGAAAAAUCAGGAAGCUCAAUUGCCAGCAAAGUUGCAGAACAACCGGUUGAUGGUAAUGCAAGAUGUAAAUGGAAGUUCGUCUUGGAAGUCGAAUUCUCCUAGUUCUGCUAUUGAUUUUGGCCCUGUUAAAGUUGGAAACCACUUAGCAGAUAAAGAGCUUCUGAGUUUAAAUCAUGCUUCUGCUUCAGUAGCAAACUCAUGUAACAUGGGGGUUGAUGAUGGAAACAGUUCAGUUGUUCCUAAUAAUAGCUUGCUCAAUCAGUGGAAGAAUGCAUAUCCUCUAGGCAAAUUCCAGGGGAGUAACCUUUUGGGGAGCAAUCAGGGUAUGGAGUCAUCAAAUAAAAGUAACAAAGAUGAAGUUAGAAGACUGGAUAUGGAGAAUUUCGCUGUGAAGGAGAAUUCUAGUGAUAGCCUCCAUUCAAACUUAUCUCAGCAUGGCCUUAGAGAAGUGGGAUUGUCUGAUGCAUGCGAUUCAAGGUCUUUGCCCCAUGGGAAGCAGAAAUUAACCAAUCAGCAUGCUAGUAAAGUUUCUGUUCCUCGCAAGUUUCAGUACCAUCCCAUGGGAAAUUUGGAUGAGGAUGUGGAACCUACUUUUGGGUUGAAGCAGCCAAUGCAGCUACAGCCCAGCUCCCUACAGAAUGCCCAUUUUGGCCAGGCAAAUCAGGUCUCGAGAUAUUCUUCUGUAACAGAUGAGGGUGAGCAUCCAAAAGACAAUAAAAGGAGUAGCUAUGAGCCUAUCCGUGGCAGCUUUCCUGGUAGCGCCUCUAGAAUAUCUUUUCCCUUUAAUCGGCCCCUUGAUACAAACAUGCUGAACAAAGCUUCUUCACCUAGUCAAAAUAUGUUGGAGCUCCUUCACAAGGUGGAUCAGUCGAGAAAUGAUGGUGGUGCGGCUCAUUUAAGUUCUUCUGAUUGCAAUGUAUCAUCUCAGCCACCUGAAGCGGAGAAGUCUGAUGGGUCUGCUGGUUACACUCAUCAUUCUUCGAGUUCUAAAGGAUUUGGAUUACAACUUGGCCCGCCGUCACAACGUGUGAAUGUUCCUGAUCUUUCAUUACCUUCUCAAAGUGCUCGGGAUGUGGCCAAUUCCAUGCAUACUGGUCAUGCUGGUGGAGAAAUGAGAGACAAGAUGAUCCAAGCAUCUUCAGUGCAAUCUUCGCCAUUUUCUAAUGAAGGAUCUCAGUAUGAAAAUCACAGAUCUGCAGGUCCAGGCAAUCUUGGGGAUGAAAGCUACAAGGCACCUGGAAAUUAUCAACAAGCACCCGACACUCAGUAUGCAAGAAGUCAACUGCAAAACAGUCAUAAUCUUCCUUCAUAUGGUGGUAUUGCUGGUGCUUCUGAUAUACAAGAAAGUGGUCAAGCUGCAACAGCAUCGACCAGGAAUCAGAUCCACAGUUCUCAGCAUUUUGGUAUGCCUGGCAAUUCACAACAGGUUUUGCAGGACAUUUGGAACAAUAUUCCUUCAUCUCAACAUUCUUUGGCCUCUCAGUACCCAAAGGCCCCUUCACACCUUUCAGCGCCACACCAGCCAAAUAUUGUGGAGUCAAGUCGUGCUGAUCUGCGUGAUAGCAAAGGGGAUCAUGUUUUAUCUGGAUUAAGUUCAAUUUAUGCAAACACUCAAGGUGAGGUUGAUGAGGAAAAACAUAGGUCAAAGGAAAGCUCUGGGCAUGUGGGAAAUGUUGAUUCAACAUCAAAAGGUGAAGAAUCUCUGGGUAAAACAUCCUCGAAGGAUAAUUUGGAAGAGUUUCCUGUUAAUUCUGCUUCAACCCAGAAGGAUAUGGAAGCAUUUGGUCGAUCCCUGAAACCUAAUGCCUUCUCUAAUAAUAACUACGCCUUGCUAGAUCAAAUGAGGGGCGUGAAGGAUGAACAAACUGAUCCAAGCAUUAGGGUCUCUAAGAGGAUGAAAGGACCGGAUAAUCUUUUUGAUGUUCAUCAAUUUCAUCCUGGAGCAGGGCAGCAAAAUGAAGGCAAUGUUGGAAAUAUGAUGGGUUCAAGUACCGGAGUUUCAUCUGAAGAUUCAAGGAUGUUCAGAUUAACUUCAUCUGAUAUGAUGCAGAGGAACACUGCUCCACAUGGAAAUAUUGCGCCACAGGAUAUUGUGGUUGCUGGUGUGGAUGCUUCUCAGAAUAACCGUUCUGAUUGUACUACUACUUUGAGAGCUGAGAAUCAUCAGGUUGCCCCACAGAUGGCACCAUCCUGGUUCAACCAAUAUGGCCACUUUAAAAAUGGGGAGAUGUUCCCUGUAUGUAAUGCACAUAAUGUCAACUCUAUAAGACCAAAUGAGCCGUCAUCAACUGUUGUUAAGACUUCAAGCAUUAUGGAUGCUCCUAGUUUAGAGCAGAAUAGUCCUGCUGCCCCAGUUGGUGCUUGUCAAGUUGGCAGCACUCUGAAAUCUGCGCCCACAUUGGUAACGAAUGAGCAUUUGUCUCGUGCCCCGUCAUUGCAACUGACAGUGACGGGUGAGCAUAAGGUGAUUUUAAGACCCCAAAAGCGCAAGACUGCUACUUCUGAACUUCAUCCUUGGUCAAAGGAAAUAUCAGAUGGGUCACAAAACUUUUUGGUUCUCAGUGCGACAGAGGGCGACUGGAGUAAGGCAGCAAAUCGCCUUGCUGAAAAGGUUCGGGAUGAUGCUGAAUUAAAUGAAGAUGGAUCCCCAUUGCUUAGAUCAAAGAGAAGGCUUAUUUUAACAACACAACUCAUGCAGCAAUUGUUUCGCCCUCCACCAGCGAGUAUUCUCUCUGCUGAUUCUAGUUCUGCACAUGAGAGUGUGACCUAUGGUGCAUCUAGAGUAGCAUUAGGGGAUGCAUGCAGUGUUGUUUCAUGCUCGAGUGAUUUUGGUCGCCAUGAUUGCCUGGACCGACACUCCGUGAAGUGCAAACUAAAUGGCGAUCCACGUUUUGCAAAAGUUAUUGAAGAGUUGUUGGGAAAAGCUAGGAAGCUAGAGGAUGAUUUCUUAAGGUCUGUAUCGCAUAUUAUUUGGAGUAUAUCUGAUGGCAAUGUCUUACUUGACAAGAAUGCAUCAGUAUUGGACUUGAGAGUCGAAUGUCAAGAACUCGAGAAAUUCUCAGUCAUCAACCGAUUUGCAAGGUUUCAUGGUCGGUCGCAAAAUGACAAUGCUGAGUCAUCAUUAGUAUCCACAACAGCAACUACUUCAAAUCCUCAUAUGCAAAGAUACGUACUUGCGUUGCCCAUGUCCACAAAUCCACCUGAUUGGGGUAUCAUGGUUGAAACUUUGAAGCAGUCUUGUAUGGAUUUCCAGCUGUUCUGUACAUCACCUCUUCCAUGGAUUUGGGUCAUUGAAACACUAGCAUGCUCUGACCAAGUUGAUACAACUCUUUUACUAGAUUUACUUGAGAGAACACCAGAGAUAUCCGAUGAUCAUGGUAAAAAUGCAAGGGAAUUGGUAUCGUUGAGAAUUUUAGAGAGUUUAUUCAUUCAAGGAGCUCGUGGAAAUCCAGUAUCUUCUACCUCAAUUCAAAAAAUUAGAUUAGAUCCAUCCAGUGAUAGCUGUGAAGAUGUCCUUCAACGAAUAUUGACUGAGGAUUUGACCAAGAUAUCUCCACUGCAUCUGAAACCUCCUUUCCCAGAGAUGUCAAAAUGGGACCUUCAGCCUUUUAUCCAGUAUAAAAAAUCUAGCUUGACUCGGCAUGCUUUAGAGAAGGUGGAUGGAUCUCUGAAAAAUGCAGUGCGUACAGGAGGCCAUUCUUUCCUUGCAUCUUUGAAGGAACGAAGUGGUUUGAAAGAUAAGAAAGAACCUGAGCAUGGAGUAACUGGUGCCGAUGAUGGUAACGUCUCACGAAGAGAUUUACCGGAUGAGAAUAUAGCACCACUUAACAGGAAAAGAAGGGCCACUAGUGAGACAGAAGAUAUCUCUGAAACCCAUGUAGAGUUAGUCAAGAAGAAUAAGCAUGACAUCAUUUCCCAUGAACAGAAUGUAGGUGAGAAAGUGAUAUCUGCGGCUGAUGAUGCACAAUUAGCCGAUAAGCCUGCAGAAUCUGUGAAGCACAGUGAGGGAAGAAGAUGCAGUUUGGGAACAGAGUCUUGUGCUGGGGACGUGGAGAUGGACAGACCUUCUAACGAAAUUGGGUGUACUUCACCGAAGGGGCUUGGUGGUUCUAAUGACGUUUUACCAUGUGAGAAGCGCGUUCUUUGUUGUGACACUGAACCGAAUAACAAAACUGAGGGUACGCGUGGCCAAAACGAUGACAUUGAAGGAGAAAAAGGUGACGAGGAAGUGAAUGAAGUCGAUACCUUUGGCAAUACUGAUGGGGAAAAUGAUGACAAUGCUGAUAUUACCACAAAGGAUGCAAAGGAACUAGAAUCCUUGACAACAACUAGAUGUAGAGAUCAAAAUAUGGCAGGUACAUACAUGAGAGACAGUGGUGAAGAAAGGUGCAGUUUAGGGAAGGAGGCUGAUGUAGAGGUAGUGGAGCAAAGUAUACCUCUGGAAGAUGUUAAUGACAUGUAUACUUCAUUACAAGGUCAUGUUACUCGUGAUGGAGUUUUGCCUCAUGACAAUCAGGCUCAAGAUUUGGUACCACCAUGCCAAAAUGGAAAUUCUGAUGGUGAGGAGAGACAAGGUCUCGAAAAUGAGAAUCCAGAAGGUGAUGAAAGUGUUUUGCAUGGGCUCAGAACAACCAAUGAAGACGUGAAUCAAUUGCAACCAAGUGUUUUGGGGAAUCUGCCAAAUAUUGAUGAAAAUGAAGACGUCGAUAUGUCUACUGACAGUGAUGGAUGCCAUGACGAGAGGACUAAUAUUGCUACGCAGAAGCAAACAUUUUUGAGCUCCCAGUGCACAUACAGUCAAGAUUCUUUGGCUACAACUGAUUGGAGAGGAUUAAAUUUAUGUGUAAAAUGUAACUUGGGCGGAAAAUUACUGGUUUGUGGUUCAGAUUCCUGUCCUCUAGUGAUUCACCAGAGCUGUUUGGGUUCAGAUGCUGACUUUGACACGACUGGGGAAUUUUACUGCCCGUCUUGUGCAUAUUCUCGAGCAAUUUCAAAGUACUUGGAGAUUAAGAAAAGGACUGCCUUGGCAAGGAAGGACUUGGCAACUUUUUUCUGCUUGGGGACCCAAAAAGGAUCAGGAAAACAGUCUCAGAGAUUAUACGAGGCAAAUGAAAAUAAUUUGGAACAGAAUGAUGGUUUGCCUAAAGGUGAUGGAAUGAAAAGGAGAGCAGAAAGGGUCAGUGAUCGUCAUCGGAGGAGGAUAUUGGAAUAUGAACAGCCAGGUCUUUCAGAACACAGUCCUCCUUUUGGAAGAAAAGUUGUAACCUCAACCAAUACCCAAUCUCUGGAAGAAGGUAGGCAAUCUUUCAAAUCUCAGAAAGCUAGUGGAGAACAACAGGGACCUGCAGUGGAGAUUGACAUAUCUCGGGGAAAAAGUACAUCUGGCCAGGUUAUUGAGGGACGUGGUAGGAGUGAGAAGCGUGCCAAUAUUGGAUCCGAAAAGGGAACCUUGCACUCACCAGAAACAGACGUACCUCAUGGAAAAAAAUCUUUACGAAGCUCUGAAUCCACUGACGUGGAAGAAACAUCAGAGCAAGAAAAUGAGAACUCGGGGGCCUCCAAGAACAUUAGUAAUGAAAAGGUUAAUCUUAUCUUCCUAUGCAGUUCAUAUCCAGCCAUUCCUCAACUGAGACGGAAACGAAUCCCCUGGACUAGUGAAGAAGAAGAAAAAUUAAAGGAAGGGAUGAGAGUACACUGUAGCCGACACGACAAACUAAUUCCGUGGAAGAAAAUUCUGGAACAUGGGGCCGGUGUCUUCCAUCAAUGUCGUAGCACGGUUGAUCUCAAAGAUAAAUGGAGGAAUUUGUGCAAAGCAACCCCGAAAAAGUCCUAGUGGAAGUUCUCUCUUGUGAAGAAAGACAUUUUUUGUUAAAUGCAUGCUUGUAGUUUAUGUUCAAAUGAAAGUUCUCGUGGCUUUUGGGUUCUUUUGAUGUUUUAGUUUAUGUUCUUCAGUUGAAUGCAUUAAUUUGAACACGAGUGUUUCACUGAGGGAUUGUCAUUUAUUAUGUAUGACUGCCUCAACGUGAAUAAGUAGCUGCUAAUAUUUUAUGUUCUCAUCUAAGUUCGAAACCAAUUGUUUAAUUUCUUUCUUUUUUUUUUUUUUUNCCAGGGGUACUUUCGAUUUUUAUUAUGUUUCUCUAGGCUCAGCACAAAUAUUGGAAAAAGCCAACAAAAAUAUUAGUUUAAUGCCUUCAGAACCUUAUACUGUGUUUUGGUAA